AACAGCAACAACGGCGACAACAACACAUCAGCAGCAACAGCAACUGUUGCAUUUAAAUGCAACAAAUGUCAGCCAAAUCAUUGUGGACGAUUCGUUUGAGAAUUUCAGUACCGAUCUAAAUUUUACCACAUAUUCGGAGCUAUGUCGUCUCUGUGCCAUCCACAAUGGUCCACCCAAAAUCCAUAUAUUCGAAUCAGAAGCCGAACAAUUUCAAGUUCUCUACAAAUUGCGAACUCUGCUGCAGUUGAAUGUUAGCAAGGAUGACUACCUGCCCAAGUAUAUCUGUGAGCCGUGUCUGGGUAAAUUGGAACGGCUUGAUGAUUGGCGCCAAAUUUGCAUGCAAAACGAAAGCAUGCUCAGAAAUUAUGCUGUCUCCAUGCAAACGGUGAGGGCCACCAUAGAUUUUCAGGACGGCACCGUUAACAUGGAUAAGAUGACGGUGGCCCAAAAGAAUGCAUAUCUGGAGGCUCACAUGGCUGUUCAGCAGCAGAUGGCACAGGCGGCCAUACAAUUCAAACAGCAGGCUUCACAGCAGCAGCAGAACUCACCUACGACCAAUAAUAACCAAAACGGCAUGCAACAGCAGCAGCAGCAGCAACAACAGCAACAGCAGCAACAACAACAACAGCAGCAGCAGCAGCAACAACAACACUAUGCCACCAUUAAGGUGCCACAGAUAAGUUCCUCGAGUUCAGCUGGAGCUGCGGUUGCAGCAUCAGGUGAAAGCACCUUCACCGUGCCCGACGAUGGCAUGGGUUUCGAAGGUGGAGUACGAGUACUACAGAGCCUUGGGACUUGGUCGGCGGCAGAGCAGUUAUCGUAUAAUAUACCCAAACCGAACCUCAUACCAUUCACAGAGCCAUAUGUGGAGGGUGGAUCAAUGCAUCCGGCCAGUCGCCUCAAGGCCCUACAACAGGUUCAGCAGGCAUCCUCCGGCAUACGCAAAACAAAUCCCUCAAAAUCCACCAACAAAGCAUUUGAGUGCACUGUCUGCGGAAAGGGUUUGGCCCGCAAGGAUAAAUUGACCAUUCACAUGCGUAUUCAUACUGGCGAGAAGCCCUAUAUUUGUGAAGUGUGCAAUAAGGCUUUUGCACGCCGCGAUAAACUUGUGAUCCACAUGAAUAAAUUCAAGCAUGUGACACCGACAAAUAUAGCACCGCUUGGCAAGCGGCUGAAUAAUAUGGUCAAGAAGAAAGAGCAACCGGAUCCGCCGCCAGAGGAUAACAAACAGAGUCUGGAAUUGCAGUUACAGCAACAGGCCGUCCAGGUGGCCGCUCAAAAUAUUAUAGUGCAAUCGGCCCAAGGUACGCCGGCGGCCAUACCUGGCAUCAUUAUACCACAUCACCAGCAACAGUUGUCCUGGACUUGUGAGUUGUGUGGGCGAAUGUUUUCGAGCCGGGAUGAAUGGUCGAUUCACGCCAAGAGCCAUCUGGAGGAACGGCUAGUCGUAGAGUCAACAAAACCAACAUCAGCAGCAGCAGCAGCAGUAGUAACAGUUGCAACACCAGCAGCAGCAGCAACAACAGCAAUUGCUAAGGUCAGCAGCAGCAAUAGUCGCCUAUAUCAAAUCGAUGCAAAUCAAAAUCAAAUACAAAUGGAUGCUCACACACGCAAGCAGAAGAUAAUCAUACAAAAUCAGAUGAUACUCAAUGGCCAACAACAGCAACAACAACACCAACAGCAGCUGCAACAGACACCGCAGCAACAUGUGUCUGUUAGUAAGAAAGCCCGCAAGCAGCAGCAGCAGCAGCAGCAACCACAUCAUCACCAGCAACAACACCAACAAAUUAUGUACAACAAUAGCCACCAGAACAACAACAUCAACACCGGCAACAACGGCACACAGCAGGGCCAAGAAGUGUCGGUGCCCGUCUCCCACAUCAUUGCGAACUCACCGACAGCGGCCACCUACAUGCAGGCCCAGCUAAAUGACGCCAGCAACAUGCCCAUUGUCACUUACAAUGGCAAUCAAUACUGUGUUAUAACCCGAGCACCCGAUGCCGUCGAUGUUGAUAUCCAGAAGCCUCUGGACUAUGGCCAGGCCAAUAAUCCUCCAGUCGCCACAGCGACAACCAACAUAAUAGUCAUGUCGCCCAUGCAAUUGCUGCCAUCGCAGCAGCAACAUCAACAACAACACCAGCAACAACUGCAGCAGCAGCAGCAUCAGCCACCACACCAACAGCAAUUGCUACAGUAAGUCACAAUGAGGCGAGGAUGAGGAUGAUUGGCCAGGCUCAAGGCUAACUUGAUGGUCAAUCAUAGCUGGCACUUGAAGGUGGCCGGUGAAAGGCCAAAGAAAGGCCGCAAAUUGCCCGCAGCCGCAGGUGAAAAACGAUCAAGCCUCAUCAUAGUUUUACUGCAAGCAGCAAAAAAACGAAAAACCAAAAAUACAAAUUGUAAAUAAAGUUUUUAAAAAAC
Messenger RNA from Drosophila willistoni, 2418 nucleotides. RefSeq names its product mediator of RNA polymerase II transcription subunit 15. The transcript is spliced from 7 exons. Bases 338 to 2197 code for a protein of 619 amino acids. Lineage: Eukaryota; Metazoa; Arthropoda; Insecta; Diptera; Drosophilidae. Gene Ontology annotation, cellular component: nucleus; chromosome. The record is from RefSeq and is a predicted model, not a curated record. Gene Ontology annotation, biological process: regulation of transcription by RNA polymerase II. Gene Ontology annotation, molecular function: chromatin insulator sequence binding; RNA polymerase II cis-regulatory region sequence-specific DNA binding; DNA-binding transcription factor activity, RNA polymerase II-specific.